Messenger RNA from Symphalangus syndactylus (siamang), 5698 nucleotides. It is a transcript of the gene CWC27, whose product is annotated as CWC27 spliceosome associated cyclophilin. Lineage: Eukaryota; Metazoa; Chordata; Mammalia; Primates; Hylobatidae. The record is from RefSeq and is a predicted model, not a curated record. Gene Ontology annotation, molecular function: peptidyl-prolyl cis-trans isomerase activity. Gene Ontology annotation, cellular component: catalytic step 2 spliceosome. Gene Ontology annotation, biological process: protein folding; protein peptidyl-prolyl isomerization.
AGUUGAGUUUGAUCUGCGCACGCGAGUAGUGUAAACACCACCAACACUUAUGAAGUGUCCCUUCUAAUAUUGUAAUACAAAUUACAUUAAGCUAUAGUAACUUUACAGACUUUUCUCGUUCCCUGGAGUACAUUGGAAUAAUCCUUCUCAGGGUUAGCGGUGCUCGGGUCCGGUAACAACAUGGCGGCGUCCGUGAGGGGCUCCUUUGGGCAAGGGUAGUGUUCGGUGUCCCUGUCUUGCGUGAUGUUGACAAACUGAAGCUUUCCUGCACCACUCGACUUAAGGAAGAGUGUACUCGUAGGCGGACAGCUUUAGUGGCCGUCCGUCUGCUCUCAUCCCCCAUAAGGAGCAGAGUCCUUUGUACUGACCAGGAUGAGCAACAUCUACAUCCAGGAGCCUCCCACGAAUGGGAAGGUUUUAUUGAAAACUACAGCUGGAGAUAUUGACAUAGAGUUGUGGUCCAAAGAAGCUCCUAAAGCUUGCAGAAAUUUUAUCCAACUUUGUUUGGAAGCUUAUUAUGACAAUACCAUUUUUCAUAGAGUUGUGCCUGGUUUUAUAGUCCAAGGCGGAGAUCCUACUGGCACAGGGAGUGGUGGAGAGUCUAUCUAUGGAGCGCCAUUCAAAGAUGAAUUUCAUUCACGGUUGCGUUUUAAUCGGAGAGGACUGGUUGCCAUGGCAAAUGCUGGUUCUCAUGAUAAUGGCAGCCAGUUUUUCUUCACACUGGGUCGAGCGGAUGAACUUAACAAUAAGCAUACCAUCUUUGGAAAGGUUACAGGGGAUACAGUAUAUAACAUGUUGCGACUGUCAGAAGUAGACAUUGAUGAUGAAGAAAGACCACAUAAUCCACACAAAAUAAAAAGCUGUGAGGUUUUGUUUAAUCCUUUUGAUGACAUCAUUCCAAGAGAAGUUAAAAGGCCGAAAAAAGAGAAACCAGAGGAGGAAGUAAAGAAAUUGAAACCCAAAGGCACAAAAAAUUUUAGUUUACUUUCGUUUGGAGAGGAAGCUGAGGAAGAAGAGGAGGAAGUAAAUCGAGUUAGUCAGAGCAUGAAGGGCAAAAGCAAAAGUAGUCAUGACUUGCUUAAGGAUGAUCCACAUCUCAGUUCUGUUCCAGUUGUAGAAAGUGAAAAAGGUGAUGCAGCAGGAGAUUUAGAUUAUGAUGGAGAAGAUGAAAGUGCAGAGCGUGAUGGAUAUAUUGACGGUGAUGAAAAGAACCUGAUGAGAGAAAGAAUUGCCAAAAAAUUAAAAAAGGACACAAGUGCAAAUGUUAAAUCAGCUGGAGAAGGAGAAGUGGAGAAGAAAUCAGUCAACCGCAGUGAAGAGCUCAGAAAAGAAGCAAGACAAUUAAAACGGGAACUCUUAGCAGCAAAACAAAAAAAACUAGAAAAUGCAGCAAAACAAGCAGAAAAAAGAAGUGAAGAGGAAGAAGCCACUCCAGAUGGUGCUGUUGCCGAAUACAGAAGAGAAAAGCAAAAGUAUGAAGCUUUGAGGAAGCAACAGUCUAAGAAGGGAACUUCCCGGGAAGAUCAGACCCUUGCACUGCUGAACCAGUUUAAAUCUAAACUCACUCAAGCAAUUGCUGAAAUGCCUGAAAAUGACAUUCCUGAAACAGAAGUAGAAGAUGAUGAAGGAUGGAAGAAGGAGAGAGCUUCAAAGAGGAGGAGAGGGCUAUGAUUGAGGUGUUCUGGGAAAACGUCAACCCACUCAAAUGCAGAGUGGUCAGACUCAAAGCCACCCCAAAAUAAGCCAGUGUUUGGAAGUGUGUCCCAUCUUCCCCUCACCAUAAAGGUUAUAAUGUUGGUUUUAUUUCAGAUAAAACAGAAUUUCGUCUUCUGAACUCACAGUCUCUGUUGGUUAUUCUGAAACAUAUUACCACUAAAUCUGUCUGUGUUGAAGUACCCUAUGGUUUCUCUACCAUUCCUCCUGGAUCGUGUCCACCUUAACCAGUGCAGUGUUAUCCUGGAACAGAGGAAACCACAGACCUCCAGGGCACACGCUAGAGAAUACUAUUUGCAGGUUUAAAGAGAUAACUGAAUGACAAAAUUAAAACCAGUUUGGUUGAAUGUUUCAAGUCCUGUUUUAACCACAAGGAGCAGAAACGUCUGAAGUUCCACAGAGAUUAGAAUUUUAUCAGAAGAACUUCAACAUGAUAAUAAAAUUCAUCAUAAACUUAACUGAAUAAGAGCAAUAAUAAUUUUUAAAAAGCUUAAAAAUGUAGUUGAAUUAUCUGUUCAAUAUUGUAUGAAAUGUGUUCAUAGUAAACCUUUUGCAAAUGUCACAGGAAUGUGUGGGAGCCAAAUGAAUUGCCAACACAAAAAAAAAUUCAAAAAACAUGCUAGAAAAUUAGUCUUUUAAUUUUAAUUUCAUAUUUGGGAUUUUUAUUUUAUGUGUCUUACCCUAGGGAUGUUAUCCUAAGACAAGGAAGUAUGUUAGCAUUGGUUUUUUGUUUGUUUGUUUUGUUUUUUACAUUUCUUCCUGCUAUAUGAGUUAGCAUUCUUAUUUGUUGUGUGUGACAAAGCUGCACGUUCUGGAGAGCAAAGAGAAAAGCUACUCCCAGCAAUUUUUUUUCUCAGUUUAUGACAAAUCACAUUUUCUCAUGGUUGAAGUCAUUGGCAAAGUGAAAGUUUAACCCUAGACCUCUCCAUUCUCAAUAGGUAAUUGAGGCAAAUGCAGAUCUCUCUAGAAUUUUUAAUGAUGUAAUACAAAAUGCAAGGCUUGAUGAAAUUUGAAUUCCAAGCGAAAUAAUGAAACACCAAAUCUUACUAUCAGAAGUCCUGGGUUUGUAGAAAGAAACAUUUAUUCAUUUAUUCCCCAAAAUCACUGCCACCACCAUCAAAGCCAUAGGUGAAUCCUAAAUGGUGUAAUAAUACACAUGCCCUCAGCACUCUGUAUCCUCUGAGGCCACACAGUAAUGCAUCUGCUGCAUCUAAAAAUGGGGCUACCAUAGAACAAGGUCAUUAAAAAGUGUGAGGAGAUGAGUGGUUUGCUGCUGUUUUUAGAACAAGUUCAAUAAGCUAUGAUGUCCUUAUCAAGCUGUCACUACCAAGUUCCUUGAUAAGAUCUGACGUGUGAGGUACAUAAACCUGUUCUGUUGUAGCACUGUGGCCUGUAUGGAAAAGGUUAGAUAAAUGCAAAAUAAUGCCCAAACAUGCUGUUUAAUCUUGGUGAUAACAAGAAAGAAAAUGGAGGUGUGAAGUGAGUUACCGUUGAGGGUUGUAUCAGUAUAAGCAAUUUGUCUGUAAUGGGUGUAGAGAAGUUAAGAGAGGUUACAUUCUUUAACACUGUCAUUCACACACACACACACACACAAAAGCGGGUCCAGUUUCUCUAUGGCUUUGUCUCUGUUCCAAUAACUCUGAACAGUUUAUCAGGUGGUAUCAUUUCUGCUUACUAGAAAGCAGGAAGUUUAACUGUCCCAUGUAUAUUUUAUCUCCUUUCUUCUUUUAGCUUUUACUGAAGACAAGUGAAACAGGAACCAUAUUGUAGAGAAAUCCUUUCUAAUAAAGCCUUGAUGAAAUUUGAAUUCUGACAGAAAUAAUGAAAUACUAAAUCUUACUAGGGUGGGCAUUAGAAGUCCUGUGUUUGUAGAAAUAAACAUUUAGUCAUUCCCUAAAAUCACUACCACCACUACCAAAGCUGUAGGGGAAGAUCUUUGUCACAGGUGCUAAGAGUUUCAUUAUUCCCUGUGGAAAUCCCUGUGAAAGUUGUUUUCACUGGUAGGCUGGUAAACCAGCUUUCCUUAAUAAAGGAAAGAAGAGCCAUCAUUUGCAGCAUUUACUGAUUUCCACAACAUAAGUCCUCUCACCGUGGCUGAUUUCAAGCCACCAAAAGUAGCUCCAGUAAACUGGUUAUUUUUCCCAUUCUGUUUUAUUCUAGCUAAAAGCUUAUACAGUAACUCUUGCAUUGGCACUAAAGAACUUACACAAAGGUUUGAACCCUUUGCUAGGAUCACAGUCUUCAUGCAUAUUUCUAUUUUUUGUAAUUACUUCACACCAUCCUAAGUUCUAGCAAUACCUGUACCCUACAUUUUUAUGGCAGUUUAUAUCUUUAGAUUCUCGACGGAGUUUUCCAGAACCACUUGCCUCACAUUUAUUUUUCCCCUGCUUCUUGUGUUUUUUGCCCCAAUUAGGCAUAUGUCCAAUUCAAGAAGCAACCAAAUCUUACAGGGGGAAAAAAAAAACGCUGUUGGGUGGGGAAAGGAAAGAAAUGUAAUUAUAGUUCUUUGAAUUAUUCCAGGUAAGUGAUAAUGUAUAAAUUCAUUAUUUAAUUUAUUUUAAACUGUAUUUUGGGUUAGGGGGUGAGAAGUCCUACCUGAAAAGAAAAGAUGACUGGCUUCUAAAUGAAAUGCAGACAGGAGUCUGGUCUCUCUCUUUUCCACAUCUGCUGGGAAUUAUUUCCUUAAGAUUAGAUCAUGGUGCUAAUUCAUGUUAAACAUCUUCUGGAUGCUUUCUUCACAGCACCAGUCAGAAAGGUGUUCUUGGUCUUUUAGGAAAUUAUUAUUUUCUCAUUCUCAUGAUGCCAAAAAUGAUAGUAAUUGCUAAAGUUAUGGCACUUUUUAAAAGUAAUCAGGAUAAUUUUAAAAGCAGGACACUCUUAAGUGACUUUCCUAUUUACUUUCUGAAUUUACUCUAGAGAUUUAUUAUGAUAUUCAAACACUUUAACAAGAAUAUAUUUGAGGCCAGAAGCAGUGGCUCACGCCUGUAAUCCCAACACUUUGGGAGACUGAGGCAGGAGGAUCACCUGAGGUCAGGAGUUCGAGACCAGCCUGGCCAACAUGGUGAAACCCCCCUCUCUACUAAAAAUACAAAAAUGAGCCGGGUGCAGUGGCUCACAUCUGUAAUCCCAGCACUUUGGGAGGCCAAGACAGGCAGAUCACUUGAGGUCAGGAGUUCGAGACCAGCCUGAACAACAUGGAGAAACCCCAUCUCUACUAAAAAUACAAAAUUAGCCAGACGUGGUGGCACAUGCCUGUAAUCUCAGCUAUUCAGGAGGCUGAGGCAGGAGAAUGGCUUGAACCCAGGAGGCAGAGGUUGUAGUGAGCUGAGAUCACGCCAUUGCACUCCAGCCUGGGCAACAAGAGCGAAACUCUGUCUCAAAAAAAAAGAAAAAAAAAAGGAGCUGGACCUAGUGGCACACACCUGUAGUCCUAGGUACUCAUGAGGCUGAGGCAAGAGAAUCCCUUGAAUAUGGGAGGUGGAGGUUGCAGCGAGCUGAGAUCGUGCCACUGCGCUCCAGCCUGGGCAACAGAGCGAGAAUCUGUUUGAAAAAAAAUAAAAAUUAACUAAUUAAUUAAUUUAAAAGGCCAGGCACUGUGGCUCACGCCUGUAAUCCCAGCACUUUGGGAGGCCAAGGUGGGCAGAUCAUGAGGUCAGGUGAUCGAGACCAUCCUGGCUAAUGCGGUGAAGCCCUGUCUCUACUAAAAAUACAAAAAAUUAGCCGGGCGUGGUGGCGGGCACCUGUAGUCCCAGUUACUCGGGAGGCUGAGGCAGGAGAAUGGCGUGAACCCGGGAGGCGGAGUUUGCAGUGAGCCAAGAUCGCACCACUACACUCCAGCCUGGGCGACAGAGUGAGACUCCAUCUCAAAAAAAAAAAAAGAAUAUAUUUGAAAUGAAGCAUACCAUGUAUGGAAAAGAAAUGACUAAACUAUAUGCUGUAUGGUUCAUUCUGAACAGCUAUGAGUAAACUUACAAUUUGAAGGUUU